Messenger RNA from Dipodomys ordii (Ord's kangaroo rat), 4577 nucleotides. RefSeq names its product DENN/MADD domain containing 1A (gene Dennd1a). The record is from RefSeq and is a predicted model, not a curated record. The transcript is spliced from 22 exons. Gene Ontology annotation, cellular component: clathrin-coated vesicle; cytosol. Gene Ontology annotation, biological process: endocytosis; endocytic recycling. Gene Ontology annotation, molecular function: guanyl-nucleotide exchange factor activity; phosphatidylinositol phosphate binding. NCBI's taxonomy places the organism in Eukaryota, Metazoa, Chordata, Mammalia, Rodentia, Heteromyidae. Bases 1 to 3018 code for a protein of 1005 amino acids.
AUGGCUGGAAGACUGCAGCAAAACCCAGAAACCACAUUUGAAGUUUAUGUGGAAGUGGCCUAUCCUAGGACAGGUGGCAAUCUUUCAGAUCCUGAGGUGCAGAGGCAAUUCCCGGAGGACUACAGUGACCAGGAAGUUCUACAGACUUUGACCAAGUUUUGUUUCCCCUUCUAUAUGGACAGCCUCACAGUUAGCCAAGUUGGCCAAAACUUCACAUUCGUGCUCACUGACAUUGACAGCAAACAGAGAUUUGGGUUCUGCCGCUUAUCUUCAGGAGCCAAGAGCUGCUUCUGUAUCUUAAGCUAUCUUCCCUGGUUCGAGGUAUUUUACAAACUACUUAACAUCCUGGCAGAUUAUACGACAAAAAGACAGGAAAGUCAGUGGAAUGAACUUCUCGAAACUCUGCACAGACUUCCCAUCCCCGACCCAGGCGUGUCUGUUCAUCUCAGUGUGCAUUCUUACUUUACGGUGCCUGACACCCGAGAGCUUCCCAGCAUACCUGAGAAUAGAAAUCUGACAGAAUAUUUUGUGGCUGUGGAUGUCAACAACAUGCUACAUCUGUAUGCCAGCAUGCUGUAUGAGCGCCGGAUCCUCCUUGCCUGCAGCAAGCUGAGCACGUUGACUGCCUGCAUUCAUGGCUCAGCCGCAAUGCUCUACCCCAUGUACUGGCAGCAUGUGUACAUCCCCGUGCUGCCUCCACACCUGCUGGACUACUGCUGUGCUCCCAUGCCCUACCUCAUAGGAAUCCAUUUAAGUUUAAUGGAGAAAGUCAGAAAUAUGGCACUGGAUGAUGUUGUAAUCCUGAACGUGGACACCAACACCCUGGAGACGCCCUUUGAUGACCUCCAGAGCCUCCCAAAUGAUGUGAUCUCCUCCCUGAAGAACAGGCUGAAGAAGGUCUCCACAGCCACAGGCGACGGUGUGGCCAGAGCCUUCCUCAAGGCCCAGGCCGCUUUCUUUGGUAGCUACCGAAACGCAUUGAAAAUUGAGCCGGAGGAGCCCAUCACUUUCUGCGAGGAGGCUUUCGUGUCACACUAUCGCUCUGGAGCCAUGAGACAGUUCCUGCAGAACGCUACGCAGCUGCAGCUCUUCAAGCAGUUUAUUGAUGGCCGACUAGACCUCCUGAAUUCUGGUGAGGGCUUCAGCGAUGUCUUUGAAGAAGAGAUCAACAUGGGUGAAUAUGCUGGCAGUGAUAAACUGUACCAUCAGUGGCUCUCCACGGUCAGGAAAGGAAGUGGAGCGAUCCUGAAUACUGUGAAAACAAAAGCGAACCCAGCCAUGAAGACCGUCUACAAGUUUGCAAAAGAUCAUGCAAAAAUGGGAAUAAAAGAGGUGAAAAACCGCUUGAAGCAAAAGGACAUCACGGAGAAUGGCUGUGUCCCCACUACAGAAGAGUCACUGCCCAGGACUGCACCUUCCCCACUGGCAGAAGCCAAGGACCCCAAGCUGCGAGAAGACCGGAGGCCAAUCACAGUCCACUUUGGGCAGGUGCGCCCACCCCGUCCCCAUGUCGUCAAGAGACCGAAGAGCAAUAUCACCACGGAAGGCCGGAGGACAUCUGUCUCAAGCCCUGAGCAGCCACAGCCAUAUCGGACACUCAGAGAGUCAGACAGUGCGGAAGGCGAUGAGGCAGAAAGCCCUGAGCGGCCCGGGCGGGAGUCCCGGGGCUCUGUCCCAGCUCCUCCUGACCGGGCUUCCAGCAUUGAUCUCCUAGAAGAUGUCUUCAGCAGCCUGGACAUGGAGGCCCCACUGCAGCCACUGGGCCAAGCCAAGAGCUUAGAGGACCUCCGGACCCCCAAAGACCUCCGGGAGCAGCCAGCGACCUUUGACUACCAGAGGCUGGACCUGGGCAGGAGCGAGAGGACCCUGGGGAUGGCGAUGGCCUUGAAGCUCACCCACCCGUACAACAAACUCUGGAGCCUGGGCCAGGACGACAUGGCCCUCCCCAGCAAGCCUCCGGCCGCCUCCCCGGAGAAGCCCUCAGCCCCGCCGGUCAGCUCCCCAGCCCUGCCCAGGAAGCCCCAGAGCCGGGACAGCAUCCUGAACGCCAGCAACAAGGAGGAGGCUCUCACCCCGACGCCAGGUAGCAUCACCAUUCCCCGGCCACAGGGCAGGAAGACGCCCGAGCUGGGCAUCGUGCCGCCACCUCCCACCGCGCGCCCCGCCAAGCUCCAGGCCGCCAGCGGCGGCGCACACGGCGAUUUCUCAGAUCAGCCGCAGCUGGAUUGGGAGAGACGGGCGGCCCUCAGCCCAGCACGGUUCCUGGGGCUGCUCCCCAGUGUGGCCCCCCAAGGCCCCAGCGAACCGCUGAAGCCCCUCACCCCAGCUCCUGGGGUUACGAGCACUGGCAGCGACGCCCUGCUUGCCCUCCUGGACCCGCUGAACACAGCCUGGUCAGGCAGUGCUGUCACGCCACACCCUGACACCCCAAAAGUGGCCCCCCCAUUCACGCCUCAGUUCAGCUUCCCCCCGACAGGCACCCCCACCCCUUUCCACCAGCCGCCACUCAACCCCUUCGUGGCGUCCGUGCCAGUGGCACCGUCCAACCUGCCCUUAGGUUCCACCCCAGCCCCACCUUUUGGGGCCCCUCCAGCAUUUGCCCCCAGCCUCCUCUCAUCCAGUGCUGGCUUCUGUGCCCCUCACAGACCUCAGCCCAACCUGUCUGCCCUCUCCAUGCCCAACCUAUUCGGCCAGAUGCCUCUGGGUGCCCACACCAGCCCCCUACAGCCGCUCGGCCCCCCAACCAUCGCCCCCUCGAGGAUCCGAACGUUGCCCCUGGCCCGUUCCAGUGCCAGGUCUGCGGAGGCCAAGCAGGGGCUGGCUCUGAGGCAUGGGGAGCCCCCGCUCCUGCCCCCCAGACCCCCACACGGCUUGGAGCCAGCAUUGCAGCCCUCAGCGCCCCCACAGGCCAGAGACCCCUUUGAGGAUUUGUUGCUGAAAACCAGGCAAGACGUGAGCCCGGCCCCCGCCCCAGGCUCUGUGGAGCAGCUGCGGAGGCAGUGGGAGACCUUCGAGUGAGGGCCACGGCUCCCUCGCCACGCUUGCCCAGCUUCCACUGGUGGGAGGGGACCCUCUGCCCCGUUCCACACUGCUCGCCUUUGAGGUCUGGCCCUGGGGAGGGGUGCUCCACAGCCUGGGAGCUGCCCCACCUGCUCCAGCACCCUGCCUGGGUUUUGCACUAGAGGUCAGCUGGGCCAGACACCCAGGUCAUGUCCCAGCGCCUUCCCUCCAGACCCUCCACAGCGAGCCGCGGGGCUCUAGGCCGCUCCUCUGGGGCGCAGUAGUCCACCCCCCACCCACAGGCAUCAGUGUUAGCUCCGUGUGAGUGUACCUGUGUGAGACACAGGCAUCCGGGGUCCAGAGUGAGGGUCCUUCCAGGCGGGGGACCUCCCCGGUGGGCAUCUGAACCCUCUCUAGCAAUACUCUGGUUUUUUCAUGAGUCUCCACCCAACCCCCAAGUGUCAGUCAUUUUUGGGGGGUAAGGGUCCAGGAACCCCUGUGACGGCCAAACCCAGCUGGGGCUGGGAGCACCAGCAACUCUAUAGAAGAGGAGGAACUCCAGAUCCAGAUGUUGGGAGGAGCCCCCCGGCACACACACACCCUGUUACCCAGCGCCUCCACGCUUCCCUGGUCCCUGUCACUGUCAAGGCGGGGCUCCAACUCCUGUACCUGGGGCUUGGUGGGCAGAACUGGCAGGGACAAGUCUGCUUUCAGCUCAGAAGCCAGGCACAGUGCCACAGGCUGGUGGGAUGGCUCAGCUGCCUGGACGCCCUGUCAGGGCCAGGCAGGCCCCCAUGGAGCGGAGGAGACUGGCCCGGUGGCCCGCAGCCAGCCCUCCCCAUCCAUCUCAAGCAAGCUUCUCGCCAGCACGGAUUCCUGAGGCGGACAGCACCAAAGCGAGACUCUAAUGUUUUGUUGUUGUUUCUUUUAUCUUUCUUUUCCUUUUGACCUUAUUGAUUUGAUGAAUCCUGAAAAUUGACUCCUUUCAAUAAACCAAGUUAAAACACAGCCUCACCGUUUAAGAAAACAACCAUCUGAGACAUGCAGGAAAUUGUGAACAUUUUCACCUGAAUUCUCAUUUCCUAUUUGUGAACAGGUCAGACACUGUCUACCCUGGGGUGUCUGGUGGGGACAGGGGGGUCUCUGGAGGCCCCUGUCCCCCAGGGAGCCUUCUCUAUGUCUCAGAGGCUCGGAAGCUGCCAUCACUGCACAUGGAUCUCUGAGGCUUCUGGGGUCAACCAUGACACCAGCACAAUCCUAUCCUGUCUCCAGGCCCUUGGCUGAUGGGGAGCCCAGUCUCUCCUGGGCACUCAGCUGUGCAGCACAGGUUCCAGUUCCACUCCCCUGUCCUGGGCAGACCUCCAGGCCCUGCCAGAACAGGGCAGCCUGGGGGGCAGAGGCAGAGGCAAGGUGCUCCUGCUUGGAUCAGAGAAACAACGCACAUCCCACAGCCCCGCCAGCUGCAAGCUCAUGGCCACUCCCGCUGCGCACCACUGAUCUCGUCGAUCAUUGGGUGGAAUUUGCAAACCCAAGGAAGAACUUCGUAUGUGCGUUCAAUAAAACCUUCCUGGGGAAGA